Drosophila elegans is the source of this 606-nucleotide messenger RNA. RefSeq lists its product as uncharacterized. Gene Ontology annotation, biological process: tRNA 5'-leader removal. Gene Ontology annotation, cellular component: ribonuclease P complex. NCBI's taxonomy places the organism in Eukaryota, Metazoa, Arthropoda, Insecta, Diptera, Drosophilidae. The transcript has 2 exons. Bases 1 to 465 code for a protein of 154 amino acids. The record is from RefSeq and is a predicted model, not a curated record.
AUGCGAGAAUUUCGUCAAAAUAUUGGCGCCGCGCAAAUCACCAAAACAAUCAGCAGUUUGCCAUUCGCCACGAACGCACUGGCAAUUGAAUAUCGCUACAGUGGACACCGCAUGAAGAGGACAUCAAAAGACUAUUAUUUCGACAUUAAACUCAAGCUAAGAGAUCCGGACACAGUUAUUUUGACUCCCGCACUAUUUCGUAAUUGCGUUCUCAACGCCUUGGAGAGUUUCUUCUGUGAGGAAAAGCCCACAAUGGAGAUUGUAAAGUUUUGCGUCCUUCAGCAACGCGUUAUAUUUCGUGUACCAGAGGAGCUAUACGACAUGACAAGAAUAUCCCUUGAACUAAUAGGUCACUAUCAGGAAACGCCUUGUCAUUUUCAGGUCCUGCAAACAUCUAAAUCAACAUUAGACUUUGAAAAAGAUAUAGAGAAGAAUCUUAUUGGGCUGCCUAAUAGCGAAGACUAAUUGUAAUUUGUGGUGCACAUAAAUUUGUUAACUUGACUACGUUAUUUGUUUGUUACCGUUACGAUAUCAAUGAAAAUUUGAUUUCAAAUUGCUUUUCUGUGAUCUUCCUUUUGCCAUUCACUAGGAAAUAGAUGGCUUAUA